UACAGACUUAGUUCAGAGCUAAAAAUUAAAGGCUGCUCAAUGGCCAGAUAUUAGGACAAUCCAAAUAUAACCAGUCAGGAGGACCAGCCUAAGAGUUGUUUUCCUGAACAAGUGCCAAUUUUGGCCAGAUAUUGUCUGUCUUCUAGUCCAUAUUUUAAGCUCUGUAUUUCUGCAGCUUUGCUCAAUUAGCAACUGGUUUUCCUUACACUUGUAAUCAGUCUUAAAAUGUUGCUUCUGCUUGUACAUGUGUUUCAGGGUAAGAAAAGGUCUGAUAAUGUAAAGUCCAUUUAUCCACCAUUUCUGAGAAUGCUUUGUUUCUGUGGCCAGGAAAAAUAUAAAUGGCUAUGGAAAGGAGAAAAUCCUACCAAUUAGCUAAAUACGUUUACAAAUUUACCAUAAAUUUUCUCACUAAAUCAAUAAAUCAUUCGCUUGCAAACAGAGCCAGCAAGUGCUAGAAACCACCGUUUUCCUUUCAAAUUUUUAGCAUGUCUUUUUUGUAGUAAGAAAAAAACAAAUUUCUGAUUGUUUUUUGUGGUAUGUCCUCUUAUUUACCAACAGUUGGUCAAAAUUUGGCUCUACCUUUUGAGUACAUAUCAUUUUGACCAACUGUCGACAUCAUAUCAUAGUAAAUAAGAGAUCAUACCAUGCAAAACCAUCAGAAAUUUGUUAAGUUUGUUGUGUUGUGUUGCCGUUUAUUAGUUUUUAGUUUGUGUUUGUUGCUAACCCACACCAUUGCCUUUACAGCCAACUGUGUGUAAUAACUAAACAAGAACGCUUGGUGGAUGUAGUACUAUCUGUCUUUUUAUGCUGGUUUAGGCAACUACCGCAUUAAAGGCACAAAGCCCCCAAUAUUUCAUCAAACACAGAGCUGGCUAGCCAAAACACAAGAGCUAAAAUCACUUUUAGUUGAUUACCUCUGCGCACAAUGCAGUUGGUUAUUUAGGCUUAGAGUUUUUUUGCUCAAAAUUUGAGCUUUUUUGACAAAGCCACAAGGCUUUUUACUAAGUGUUAACAAGAAAUGUAUGUUCUUUCGAAUGUGAUGGUUGUGUUAUUGAGUAACAUUGCGAGGGCAUAAGGACACUCCCCAUCGGAAUCGCAUAGGUCAUGCCUAGGGGUUGCACCCAGUCAGGUUUAGGGGAAAGUACCAUCCUAAAGAGGCUGCAGUCCGAAACAAAGAGAUGCAAAAGGCAGUGAAGAAAAGAGUUUCAGUUUUCCUAGAGCUGAUGAAGUCAGGCCGUGCUGACUCUCUUCUUCUUGACGUGGAUCAUUCAGAUAAUAUAGUAAAACUCUUAGAUGCAGUGGUCAUUAAACUAGAAGGAGGAUCAGAUUUUGACCUAACCAUUCUUGACAGAGCACCUUCUCCAGAAAGAAAGAUGAAUGAAGAGAAAGAAGCUCACUCUUCUGAUUCAAAGAGAGACAGGAGAAAGGGAAGAUCGCACACACACUCACGGUCACCUUCACCAAACAAGUCCAAAGAUAACAAAGAUUCAGAGAUCAACCCAAUAUCACCAUCGUCAGUUCCUCUACCUGAUGCCCCACCCCCCUCAACAACCCCUAGUACAAAGAGUGAUCCAAAGCCAAUAACCAUAGCUGACCCCACCCCUGAACAGAAGAAACUACAAGAACAGGCACAGUUUUACCAUCAACAGAGUCAGCUCUUUCAACAACAGCAGCAGGGAAUGGCAGACAAAUCAGGACAACAAAAGCAACAAGAACAAAAACAAAGYGAAGGAAAGGAGGAAGCUGGAAAAAAGAAACGCAAACAUCGACAUAGAGAACCAUACUAUUAUGAUGCAAUAGAAGAUGAAAGUGAGAGUGAAUCUGAUUCAGAGUCUGAUUCUGAGCCCGCUCCCCCUGGGGAAGAAAUGUCAUCCAACGAAGCAAAAGGAGAAGAGGAACUGUUACCCCCAGGGGUGGAGGCGGAGGCAGCACCAGCAGCUGAUGAGGAUAUCAAGCCUCCAGGAGUUGAUGAUUCCUCUACAGCAGAAGCCGCCAUCCAGCUGCCAACUAGUUCAUCAGGUGUGGAAAAAGAUGAUAAACCAGAUUCAGCUGCAGAUGAUGCUGUUGGCUCCAGUGAACCUGAAAUGGAAGUGAGCAGUCAAGACACAGCAGCAACAAAACCAACUAAACCAGCCCCAGGCACCUCAGAUGAUUCUGCAAUAGACUCAACACAAAGUCCUGACACUAAGCCUCAGUCUGACAGCCCUGAUCAAUCAGAAGAGAGUAUCAAGAGGCAAACAGGGGACCCACAAGUGGGUAGUAGUACUGUGAGCUCAGAUGCCACAGUCAGUUCUGCUGCCAAGGACAAUGAAGAUGUAGACAUGGCACCGGAAUCAUCUAGUGAUGUUGUCAGGAAGAUCUCUGUUGAUGGUGAAGCUGAGUCAAAUACUGAUGUAGAAAUGCCUUCAACCCCUGUAACUCCACAAAACAAGAAUCCAGAAGAGAUGGAUUCCAACAGACUGGCAGAGAAAAAAGAAGUAAAGGAGGAAGAGAGUCCAGUCAAACCCUCUCCUGCCAAAGAAUCUAAAGAAAAUGCCGUUGAAGAGAAAGAGAAAGAUUCAGCUGAAGAUGGAGAAGAAGAAAAAGAAAAGCCAUCACAACAAGGCAAAGAAGUGGUGGCCCUAUCCCCAGAACCUAGACCAUUACACAAGACUUAUUCUCUGUUUAUGAGAAACAUUCCACCUAGCAUAUCCAAGGGAGACAUUGCUGCCAUUUGUAAAAGAUUUACUGGAUUUCUAAGAGUUGCACUCUCRGAUCCAAGCCCUGAUAGAAGAUUUUAUCGAAGAGGCUGGAUAACCUUUGAAAGAAGUGUGAAUAUCAAGGAAAUCUGCUGGGACCUCAACAACAUAAGGUUAAAAGAUGUUGAGCUCAACCCUGUGGUGAACCGUGACCUGUCCCGUCGUGUACGUACAGUCAGUGGUCUGACGUUUGCCAAACAGGUCAUUAGGGAGGAUAUCAAGCUUGCUGCUCAGCUUAUCAGGAUACUAGACAAGAAAUCUUGUGUUUAUGAAAAGGAGAAAAAGAUGGAGGAAAGCAAUGGAAAAGAUAAGGAUUCUGAGAAAAAGGAAGAAGGAGAAGAAGGAGAAGAAAGAGCAGAUGAAAAGGAGACCAACGUCAACCUCCCAGACGAGAACCCCAUCCUUGCAUCCCUAUCAGAAGACGCYACCGAAGAAGAAGAAGGGGAAGAAAUGGAGCUAUUAGGAACAUCUUCUGGAACACCGGAUGCUAAUGUAGAGAAGUCAGAGGUUGAUUUGACUAUUGAUGAGAAUUUGCUUCGAGUGUUGGACAGACUGGUUCUGUAUUUAAGGAUUGUACAUUCUCUGGAUUACUAUAAUGGUGGAGAUUACCCACAUGAAGAUGAGAUGCCUAACAGAUGUGGGAUAAUUCAUGUCAGGGGACCUGCUCCUGAGAAGGCUACUCAAAAUGAAGUACAAGAAUGGCAGAAGACAUUAAAACAGAAACUAGAACCGUUCAUGCAAGAAAAAGGAUCCAUUAGUGAUGAGGAAGUUACUAAACUCGGCAAAAAAGACCCUGAAGCUGAAAUUGAAAAGUUUGUUGAAGCCAACACCCAAGAGCUGGCAAAAGACAAGUGGCUAUGUCCACUCAGUGGGAAGAAAUUCAGAGGACCAGACUUUGUCAGAAAACACAUAUUUAACAAACAUGCAGAGAAAGUUGAAGCUGUAAGGCUAGAGGCCGAGUUUUUUAACCGUUAUUUGUCAGACCCCAGAAGACCUCAGAACCUCGAGGUGAUGCAGAAACAAACUGGUCCCCAGGGACACAUGGGAGGGCAGAUGUUUGGACAGCAACACGAUGGAGGGCAAGGCAUGAUGGGAUGGGGUCCCAGACCCCACAUGAUGAUGUAUGGUCCUCGUGCUCCUUACACACCACCAUCUUUCGGAGGAGGGUUUGGCCCUGAAGGAUACGGACGAGGAGGUGGAGGGCACACUUUCCCGCCAAAACCAAGAAGAUUUGGAGACGCUGCCGGACGAUUCAGGCAGCAAGAGAGGGGGCACCCCAGAGAACCAAGACAAAUCGUUCAAUACAGAGACCUUGAUGCACCUGAAGACACAGACAUGUUUUAGAACUCAGCAACCACUCCUGUAAACGAACUCCUAUGGCGUUGAAUUGUGGGUUAAAAUUUGACCCAGAAUUCCAUGAGAGACGACAGUGGUUAUAACCAGUUAUGGCUUUUCUAAGAGAAAGCUAGUAAGACGACAAAAACGACAGAUGAUGGCAUAUGUGAUGGGAAGAACGCAUUUUAGUGCCUUAUUACUGCAAUUUAGAAAACUAGACAAAAGAAUUGAUUUUAAACUUAAUGAGCUUCUUGCAAAACACAGCUACAAUAAUAUGACACUAUUACUUGGGAUGCUCGAUAAACUUGCAUUAAUUAUAUUAUAUAACGUUUUACCAUAA
Actinia tenebrosa (Australian red waratah sea anemone) is the source of this 4413-nucleotide messenger RNA. Its product is annotated as serrate RNA effector molecule homolog. The record is from RefSeq and is a predicted model, not a curated record. Gene Ontology annotation, biological process: mRNA processing; primary miRNA processing. Gene Ontology annotation, molecular function: nucleic acid binding. NCBI's taxonomy places the organism in Eukaryota, Metazoa, Cnidaria, Anthozoa, Actiniaria, Actiniidae. Gene Ontology annotation, cellular component: nuclear body.